This is a messenger RNA of Melanotaenia boesemani (Boeseman's rainbowfish), 2480 nucleotides long. It is a transcript of the gene tor4aa, whose product is annotated as torsin family 4, member Aa. Gene Ontology annotation, molecular function: ATP binding; ATP hydrolysis activity. The record is from RefSeq and is a predicted model, not a curated record. NCBI's taxonomy places the organism in Eukaryota, Metazoa, Chordata, Actinopteri, Atheriniformes, Melanotaeniidae. The transcript is spliced from 3 exons. Gene Ontology annotation, cellular component: nuclear envelope; endoplasmic reticulum lumen. The coding region runs from base 1131 to 2435 and encodes 434 amino acids.
AAAGCAGCAUGAUUGAAUUUCAGUUUCCAGUCAGUUUAUUAUAUUUUUAUGUUUUCUUGAAGUGGACAAAAUUAUUUACCCUUAAAAACCUGCAAUUUUGGCCUAAAAAGGUGUUUUUAUGGAUAAAAGACCUUCCUGGACCCUUGCUGAUGUAACAGCAGCGUUUCUGUUGCAGCAUCAUCUGCUACUGGAGGACAGUGUGGCUUCAAAGAUUAACUGCAUUUGCAGAUGAAAUACAUUAUUACUGAAUCUAUAGCUGAUUAUAGCCUGAAAUGGAAUACUUCCAUCAUAAUCUUAGCUUUUCAGCAGUGUAUGACAUGGAGCAAAAUACAUAUUUAUUCGUUAAAUGACACUAUGUCCCACACACGGGACAUCUGGUACCAACGAGUUAAAGGUUGAUUUUAGCUCCAUUUCCACCUCCAGCCAGCAGAAAUCGGUACAAGGUUGGAAAAAUGUAAAUACAGCUAACUGAAAAAUUAUUAUUGGGCAUAUAAUUGGCCCUUUUUUUGAAAUGUGACCUCUAUAAGCUUGAAAACCCCUUUUAUAAUUAACUAGAAGUCUUUAAGCAAAGCUCUCUGGUCCUUCUUAUAACUGCAGUUUCAGUAGUAGUUUCUCAUCCAGCCCUCUAAAGAUAAAUGUUAAAUAAGGAAAAUAUGCAAGUCAUGACACAAGGCUGUGGUUGCAUUUUGAUAAAUAUCAUUUCCUGUAAAAUUUUUAUUUCAAAAGGCGCCAUGACCGCAAAGGAAAGGAGAAAAAAAUACUGAACAGAUGCUGAGUUAUGACACCGUUUUAUUUAAACUAAUAAGAAAUAAAAGACCUUCAUGGCUGUUUUUUAUGGUUUGAUUUCAUGGGUUUCUAUGAGAAUAAAAGUGCUUUGCUGGAUUAAAUGUGAGCAGAAAACUGAACCCAGAACCUCUUGGGAAAACAAGUGGAGGUGACUGGAGAAAAGAAUGAGAGAAUAAAAGAGGAAGAGGAGGAGCCAGAUGGCUGAGCAGACUAGAGGUAAGAUAGUCUGAUAGGCUUCCUGAGCUGAGCGAGGCUUUUUUUUUCUCUGUUUCUCUCAGAGAAACUAUGGGCUAGACGUACAUGACAGCUGGUUUUCUCUGGAAAGUUCUGAGCCACAUUUGAAGAUGAGCGACCGAGGUAGCAGCACCUCCACCUCCCCAACGGAGGGAGAGCUGGAUGAAGAGAUGGAGAGUGAAGAGGGGAGGACUGAGACGGAAAGGAGGGGUAGUCCGGCUCCCAGUCUGUCCAGCUUCUCCGCCUCUCUACGUGCCGUCAUACGCAUUAAACAGAAGUACCAGGCCAUGAAGAAGCGGCGUCAGGAGAUGGCCCUCGGCCUGACAGGAGCAGGGGCCCUCCCAGGAGCGCCGGGGCGCACCAGCCCCAAAAUCUUCACAUUCGACGGACUCACCCCCGGCUCCUUCCCCACCCUGUCCCCCAUCCCUCAGAAGACUAAGAGGAGGAGGAAGAAACGAGUGUUAUUUCCUAACGGAGGAGCCCACAGGGCCGUGCCAAAGCAGGACCGGAGCCGAGCCACGUACUGCCUGUACCUGCUGCUUGCCAUCGUCUUUGUCCAGGUCUACAACGCCAUCGAGAACCUGGACGACCACGUUCUCAGAUAUGACCUGGAGGGUCUGGAGAAGACUCUGAGGAGGGAGGUGUUUGGGCAGCAGGGGGCGGUGGAGGGUCUGCUUUCGCAACUGAAGGACUACCUGUCCACUUAUGUCCACAACAAGCCGCUGGUGGUGUCCUUGCAUGGCCCCAGCGGUGUAGGUAAGAGCCACCUGGGGCGCCUCUUGGCUGGACACUUUCGCUCGGUCGUGGGCGAGACGCUGGUGCUGCAGUACUACGUCCUCCACCACUGCCCCCAGGAGGCCGACGCCCUGCAGUGCGCCCGCAACCUCUCCGCUCUCAUCUCGGAGAUGGUGGAACGAGCUGAGGAGGAGGAGAAGAUCCCUCUCUUCAUCUUUGACGAGGCGGAGCACAUGCACGAGGAGAUCCUAGAUGCUCUGUGGCAGCUCGUCAUCUCCAAACAGUCCAACGAGUACCUGAACGCCAUCUACCUGUUCCUCAGCAACCUGGGUCACGCUCACAUCACCAAACACAUGCUGCACAACUCAAGUGUUUCUAUGGCCAUGACGGCCUCCAGUCGCCAUAGCAACCUUGUAAAAGAGCUGACUCCCAUAUUGCGCAACGCUCUGGAGAAGCUUCACCCGCUGUGGACGGAGGCUGACAUCUUACCUCUGGGCCUUUUGGAGAGGGGUCACGUGAUGGAGUGCUUCCUGGACGAAAUGGCGCGAGAGGGCUUCUACCCGGAUCACGCCAACAUCGAGCGCCUGGCGGGGGAGAUUGAGUACUACCCCGCUGUCGGGGGGCGCGAGUAUUCACAGACGGGCUGCAAGCAGGUGGUGGCAAAGGUCAACCUGCUGUGACCGCCCUGCAGGAUGUUUCACUUUCCUGGAACUAUGAAGAAAAAC